CUCAACCACCAGCUUCCAUACGUGGCUCAGGACAGUUUGCUGCUACAUCCACUGAGCAAGGAACACUGACAGCAUUUCUCACACCAGCUGUGAAUCCAACAGACAAUAAGAAUGAAGGGCACCAUAAUCAUGUUUUGCCUCAUUGGAGCAGUUCUUGCCAAUCCAAUUUCAUACAGCGCUGUUUUGGAAUCAAAUGAGCUCGACUCAAACUCGACUGAAAGUUUGUCUGUUUCACAAUCAGCUGAAAAUGACACCUCAGAAGUUCAGAGCUCUGAACAGAAUAGCUCAAAUCAAAGUCUGAGCUCAGAAUCAUCAGAAUCCACAUCAGAGGACAAGACUUCAGAGGAAAGCAACAGUCAGUCAGAUGAGGAUGAUUCUAACUCGACUGAAAGUUUGUCUGCUUCACAAUCAGCUGAAAAUGACACCUCAGAGGCUCAGAGCUCUGAAGAAAAUAGCUCAAAUCAAAUUUCAGAGGAGAGUAACAGUCAAUCAGAUGAGGAUGAUGUGUCUGACUCCGUGGAGGAAACCAGAGAUGACAGCAUGGGCAGCGAGGAGAAUGUUCGAAAGGGCCGAGUGUUUGCAAGCGUCAUCAAUGACCUGAGCACAGAGGACAACAGCAGCACAGAGGUCACAGGUCAUCCAGACCACCUGACGCUGGUGGAGAACCCCACCGACAGCAGUGACACCACCAGCGACAGCACAGACACCACUGGAAUUAUUGGCAUGAAUGCCAGUAACAGCAGUGAGAGCACCAGCAGUGAAAGCAACGAGACGAGUGAGACCAGUGACAGCAGUGACGCCAGCAACAGCGCGGAGGACAGCAAUGCCAGCGACAGCGCGGAGGACAGCAAUGCCAGCGACAGCGCAGAGCUGGAGCAAAUCAAAACCCCGGAGUGUGUGAACGGAACUCAGAGCUGUGAAAGCGAGGAGUACUUCUUCCAGGAUAUAGGAGACGAUGCUCAUCACUCAGUGGACCUUCUGAUGGUGCCAGAUGAGGAUGAGAGGGAGUUGCAUCUAAGGAGAUGAUGACAUGCGUCUGUGUAGCUCUAUGUUUCCCACUACGAACUAUAAUAGUAUUAAAUGACCUGUCUGAGGACUUCAGGAUGACACAUUUUGCUCUUACCCAUCGCUUCUGAAUGUUGAUUUUGGCAUUAUAAUGAUACCUGCAGCUGAUUGUUUUAUUGUGUGUGUGAUUAUUACUGGGAUGAUGGUGUAACCUAAGCAUCUACUUUGU
Messenger RNA from Epinephelus lanceolatus (giant grouper), 1234 nucleotides. RefSeq lists its product as uncharacterized. Lineage: Eukaryota; Metazoa; Chordata; Actinopteri; Perciformes; Serranidae. The record is from RefSeq and is a predicted model, not a curated record.